GGUGUGUGCGGUGCAGAGGGACAGAUAAAAACACACACAGCGAGGAGGACACUUCCCUGCAGAGACUGAGGAUGAAGCUGCUUCACAUGGCUGCGGCUCUGCUGUCUGCAUGGGUCCUCACAGCUACUGCUGCAGGGCCUGAAACAGGAGUUUCCAGAGUUAAUUUAAAUGGGAAGAUGUUCACUUUGUCUAGUUCUGCAGGGGGGAUAUUCUUCUACCCCCCCGAGUUUUAUACCACUCCCUACCCAACUCGAAGAUACCCCACCACGCCCUACUACACCACCACACGCCCCUACAUCCCAGAGUCCACUGUCAGCCGGAAAUACAGCCCCACCACCACCCGCCGCUACACCACCACCCGCCGCUACACCACCAAACCCACCACCCGCAACACCACCAAACCCACCACCCGCAACACCACCAAACCCACCACCCGCAACACCACCAAACCCACCACCCGCUACACCACCAAACCCAUCACCAAACCCACCACCCAAUACCCCACCACCACCCAAUACCACACCACCACCCUCCCCCCGCCCACAGCACCCUACGCUAGAGAUGUGUCCGUGUGUCUGCGAUACCUGACGGACGCCCCAACGACACUCUUCACACUUCGUCAGUCCAGAUACCCUCUGCGCUUCACAGUCGAUUAUGCUGAUCUAAAGUAUUAUCUGGACAUGGAUCCGUAUGGUGGGCAGACUUUGAUCUUUCGACCCAACAUAAAGUUUUGGCCAGGCAUCAAAUCAGAAGUCUGGAGCAGAGUCUGCCUCACCGUGGACAACAUGAAGUAUGUGGCCCAGGUGUUCAGCGGCUUAAAGACCAGCAUCAGGAAGCUGCUGCCUAGACAGUGGGUGUCGUCAGGUGCGCCUGUGAUGGAUUUUUCAGAAUUCAAUGGUCAGUUGACCGAUGUGCAGAUGUGGGAUUAUACUAUCAGCAAAGUAGAUGUCAUCAACUACAUGACCCGCGGCGCUGUCUCCGGGCCCUACAGCGGCUCCCUCCUUACCUGGUCCUACAUCAGCUACUCCCCCAGUGGAAACACACUGUUGGAGGAUGACGAGUGGCAGGCUCGACAGCCAAUCAGCAGCAGCAGGGGGAGGGGGAGGAAAAAGCGAGUGAAAAAUAUGUUUAAUGAGGUGGAACACAACAGAGUACAGCUUUAAUGAAACACACAGGGGCAUGUGUGGGAAAGCCGUACUGUUGCAUUUCAUAAUAAAUCACUCACAAAUCUAAAUUAAGAGGCAAAUAAUCAUAAAUAAAAUGAUACUGAUAACUGAUUAAAGUCGUUGAUUACCAUACAUGUAUUUACAAGACUACAAACAAGUCUAAAUAAUGGAAUCAACAAUUAUUUCUAGCUUUUACUAACAUGUUUAACAUAUCUGUAUUUCUAAUUAUAGAACAAUAAAGAGAUGGCUUACACAAUA
This is a messenger RNA of Gymnodraco acuticeps, 1424 nucleotides long. RefSeq lists its product as uncharacterized. Bases 72 to 1163 code for a protein of 363 amino acids. The record is from RefSeq and is a predicted model, not a curated record. The transcript is spliced from 5 exons. NCBI's taxonomy places the organism in Eukaryota, Metazoa, Chordata, Actinopteri, Perciformes, Bathydraconidae.